AUGAGGGGCCGCGAGUUCUCGGGGGAAGCCGCCGCCGCAGCGCAGGACUACAAGGCUUGGAAGAAGCGGGCGAGAGCACGGCUCCUGGUUGAGAAGGGGCGCGGCGGGAUGCCCGAGACAUGCGGGCCCAUGCUCUACACCCUCCUGGAGGGCAUCGCCGCGGGCGUGCUGGAGCACGUGGGGCUGGGGGAGCUGGCCGUCGAGAACGGAGAGGAGAGGCUCUUCGAGGUGCUGGACUCGCGCUACCCCGAGCGGGGGGCGGCCGACCGGGUCGGCGAUGCGCUCGAGUCCGCGUUUGGCCUGAAGCUCGAGAAGGCGGAGUUGACGAGUGCCUACGUCGGCCGGGCGCAGACCAUCUUCCUGAAGGCGAAGAAGGAAAGCGUCGAGAUCCCCGACGUCGCCCAGGGCGUCCUCCUCUUGCGAGGGGCUCGUCUCGGUGGCGAUCGUCGCGCGGUGGCCCUGGUGGCCAGCGAGCGCCAGUGGACGUUCGACAAGCUGGCGCAGGCGCUGAUGACGGUCUACCCGAGGAUGCUGCCGGAGCACGGCGUGCACAUGGUCGAGGGGGGCCCCGCUUGUGGAGAGGUCGUCGAGGAGCUCAACAGCGCCGAGGAGGUGGGCGUUUUCCUGGCGGAAGUCGAGCAGGACCGGGCGGAGCCGCUGGAGGAGGACGAGGCCAUCCAGGUGCUGGCGAUCUGGAAGGAGACGCGCGCUGCCGUCGCUGUGGAGCGCAAGAAGCGCGGCCUCCCACCACCUCCGGCACCAGACCUGAAGAAGUUCUCGUCGCGUGUCCGGUGCUGGGCCUGCCGUCAAGUGGGCCACUUCAGUAAGGAGUGCCCCGGGAAGCCAAGGGGGCUGGCAGGGGGGGCGCCAGACCGCAGCUCCUACGCCGCAGAUGAGGAGGCCAAGCCAGACGCGUGGGAGGAGAUAGAGGACAUCUUGGCGGCCUGGGACUACUGGAGGCUGCACGAGCACCAGACGGAGGACCACUUCAAGCGUCUCAGUGAGGAGAUCGAGGGCGACGACGAGCAGUUGGAGGCGCUCCUGGUGCACUCGCCAGGAUCGGGCGAGACGCUGGAGAAGCACCAGAGGGCGACAGGUCCACCGCUGGAGCUCGCGAAGGACCACCAGGCGGUGGCUUUCAAGGGGUUCAGCGGUGAGGAGCAGCACUCCAUCGGGAUCUGCACCAUCCCGUGGACCAUCGGCUAG
Prorocentrum cordatum is the source of this 1206-nucleotide messenger RNA. Lineage: Eukaryota; Dinophyceae; Prorocentrales; Prorocentraceae. The record is from the annotation of a GenBank genome assembly.